ACGCUUUAGCAGCAGCAGCAGCAGCAGCGUAAUCGGAAUUCAAAACAUGGUAAGAAUAUAAACAGGGUUUAUCAUGAAAUCUCCUGCCUUUUUAUUACGCCCUUUUGGAAAUUAAUUACUAAUCCGAAAAAAAAAAAAAUGCUGCUGCCUCGAUUCUCGACUUCAUGUCUGAGAACUGCAACAUUGAAACAGGCAUGGCAUAAACCACCUUCACGGGUAUUUCGAGCCUUGAGUACGAGACCUACUUUGACCAGCUACAUACCACCACGGAUAUUUACACCGCCUAAAAGAGUCUUUUCAACUACUCGACUUGUUCUUCAACAAAAGACUGAUAACAAAAAAAUUCCUACGAUUGGUGGUAGUGCUGUCGCCAAUAGUGAUCGUAAUGCCACCGAUUGGGCUAUUAUCAGACAAUUGAUGAAGUAUAUCUGGCCAAAAAAUGAUAUCGGCGUAAAGACUCGUGUUGUGAUUGCAUUAUCUCUACUGGUUGGAGGAAAAUUAUUAAAUGUCCAGGUACCGUUUUACUUUAAAAAUGUCAUUGAUUCCUUGGGUGUAACGCUUCCCGAAGAGAGUACUCUUUGGGCUGUAUGUGGUGCUGCUAUUAUCGGUUAUGGUCUUGCUCGUUUGGGUGCUAGUGUCUUUCAGGAACUCCGUAAUGCUGUAUUUGCUGCCGUUGCUCAAAAGGCCAUUCGUCGUGUCGCUCUUAAUGUAUUUACUCAUCUUCACAAACUGGAUCUUGGUUUUCAUUUAACACGUCAGACAGGUGGAUUAAAUCGUGCUAUUGAUCGUGGUACAAAAGGUAUCAGUUUCAUGGUCAGCUCCAUGGUAUUCCACGUCUUGCCUACCGUUUUAGAAAUCAGUAUGGUCUGUGGUAUUUUGGCUUAUAAUUUUGGAACACCUUAUGCGCUUGUGACAUUGGGUACAAUUGUGGCCUACACUGGUUACACCGUUACCACUACUGCAUGGAGAACCAAAUUUAGAAAACAGGCCAAUGCUGCUGAUAAUGUAGCUGCUUCUAAAGCAGUCGAUUCAUUGAUUAAUUUUGAAGCCGUCAAGUACUUUAAUAAUGAAAAAUUCGAGGCAGAACAAUACGAUAAACCUCUUAAGGAUUACGAAAAGGCAUCUUUAAAGAUCGCAUCCAGUUUAUCCCUUUUGAACGCUGGCCAAAACGCUAUUUUCAGUACAUCCUUAACCAUCAUGAUGCUUUUAUCUGCUAAUGGUGUGAUGAAGGGCACCAUGACAGUCGGUGAUGUAGUUAUGGUCAAUCAACUUGUAUUUCAACUGUCCAUGCCCUUGAAUUUCUUGGGCUCGGUCUACCGUGAACUUCGACAAUCUCUCAUCGACAUGGAUACCUUGUUUAACUUGGAAAAUCGUACGCCUCUUGUACAAGACGCACCCGAUGCCAAAGAAUUUAUUUUUAAGGGAGGAGAAAUUCGUUUUGAUAAUGUUGUUUUUGGAUACCAUCCCGAUAGACCCAUUUUGAACGGUGUCUCAUUCACUGUCCCAGCGGGUGCCAAGGCAGCUUUUGUAGGUCCUAGUGGAUGUGGUAAGUCUACUAUCUUGAGAUUGCUCUUUAGAUUCUACGAGCCUCAAUCCGGAAAUAUCUACGUCGAUGGACAAAAUAUCAAGGAUGUUACAAUGGACAGUCUUCGCAAGACCAUUGGCGUAGUCCCUCAAGAUACUACCUUGUUUAACAACUCUAUUUAUUACAAUAUCAAUUACGGUCGUAUCACUGCCUCCCGCGAGGAAGUGGAACAAGCUGCUAAACGUGCACGUAUCCAUGAUACCAUCAUGUCCUUACCAGAAAAGUAUGAAUCUACUGUUGGUGAACGUGGUUUGAUGUUAUCUGGAGGCGAGAAGCAACGUAUCUCUUUAGCACGAACCAUUUUGAAGCGCCCUCGUAUCUUGUUUUUGGAUGAAGCUACCUCGGCUCUAGACACACACACUGAACAAUCGUUAUUGGCCAAUUUCAGAAGUAUCUUGCGUGAAUCCAGUAUGACCAGUCUUCAUAUCGCUCAUCGCUUGAGAACCAUUGCAGAUGCAGACCAAAUUUGUGUGUUGGAUAAAGGCAAAGUAGCUGAGUUUGGCAGACACGAUGAAUUAUUAUUGAUGGAUGACAGUCUUUAUAAAACCAUGUGGGAGAAGCAAGAGAGCACUCUGGCUUACUUUGGUGAGGUCGAGAAGCACGAGCAAGAAUUCGAUCAAGACAACAUCAAGAAAUAAUUUAUUUUCUAAUUCACUAUAGACUUCUUUUCAAACUGGAUAAAAUAAAUAAUGUACAUAAAAAAAAUAUGUUUAUUCUAUCUUCUACUCUGAUUUACUGAACCCGCCAUGUCCUUUUUUCUUCUUCUCAAACGAGCAUUUUCGAAUUGAAAUCAUUACAUUGCACUUCAUAUCAAGUCUAGGAAACUUUAACAAAGCUACAUAAAAAAAUUGGCAUACUUGACAGUUC
Messenger RNA from Mucor mucedo, 2452 nucleotides. RefSeq names its product P-loop containing nucleoside triphosphate hydrolase protein. Gene Ontology annotation, molecular function: ABC-type transporter activity; ATP binding; ATP hydrolysis activity. The transcript has 6 exons. Bases 139 to 2223 code for a protein of 694 amino acids. Gene Ontology annotation, biological process: transmembrane transport; intracellular iron ion homeostasis. NCBI's taxonomy places the organism in Eukaryota, Fungi, Mucoromycota, Mucoromycetes, Mucorales, Mucoraceae. Gene Ontology annotation, cellular component: mitochondrial inner membrane. The record is from RefSeq and is a predicted model, not a curated record.